This is a messenger RNA of Dibothriocephalus latus, 525 nucleotides long. The record is from the annotation of a GenBank genome assembly. NCBI's taxonomy places the organism in Eukaryota, Metazoa, Platyhelminthes, Cestoda, Diphyllobothriidea, Diphyllobothriidae.
AUGGUUGGAUCUGAGUUCAUCGACUACAUUUCCAAGUUCCACGUGACGACCUAUGCCGGCGUGGAGGACUUUGCAGACAAGUUCAACUUCCUCCUAACCGUCAUGGUCAUCAGCCUCUGCACCGUCAUCAUCUCGGUGAAGCAGUACCUCCUGAAGCCCAUAGCCUGCUACAUCGCCACCGAGGUGGGUGGCAGCAAUUUGCUGAACUAUGUGGAGAAUUACUGUUGGGUGCAAGGAACCCUGCCCGUCUCUUACACCGGCAAGAUGCCGUCCACGGAGCAGGAGUGGCAGGAAAUGGAAAACCACAAGAUCCUGUACUAUCAGUGGGUGCCUUUCGUACUUGGCCUACAAUGUGUCCUCUUCUACAUCCCUCGUGCCAUAUGGCAAGCCAUCUGCUACAAUCGGACCGGCACAGACCUCGAGAAUUUGAUUACCAAGUCAGUAGAUACGAUCCACGCCAAGGAAGGGGAUCGACAAGGCAUGGUCAACGACCUGGUCGCAAUGGUGGAGCACUUGUUAUUCCAG